AUGUGUGAGGAGAAUCAGACACAAGUCACUCAGAUACGUCUACUUGGAUUCCGAAGUCUACACAAAUACAAGACUCUUCUAUUCAUUGGUCUUUUCCUGACUCAUGCAUUUAUCCUUGUUGGAAACCUUCUAAUCAUCUUUUUAGUGACCACUUUUGGCCACCUCAAAACCCCAAUGUUCAUCUUUCUGAAACACUUAUCUAUAACUGAUAUCUUAGGAACCACCAGCAUUGUGCCCAUGAUGUUGGGCAUCAUUUUUGUUGAGGAGGCAAUUUUGCCCCUUUGGUGCUGUGUUAUGCAGUUGUAUAUUUUUGGUAUAUUUGGAUUUGUUCCCUGUUUUCACAUUGCCGUCAUGUCAUAUGAUCGAUAUUUGGCCAUUUGCCAUCCAUUACGUUAUUCUUCAAUAAUGAGUCCAGAUCUUUGCCUCCAGCUCGUUAUCGAGUCAUGGUUUUUAGUCUUUGUGUUGGCAUCAAGUGAGUUCAUAUUUUUAAUCCAGUUUAACUUCUGUGGCUCAAAUUAUGUUGACCACUUCUUCUGUGACUUUGGCCCCAUAGUGGAAUUGGCCACUUCAGACACUUCCAUUUUCAUGUUACAAGACUUUGUUAUCUGUACUUUGGCACUACUUUUUCCAUUUACAUUUAUCAUUAUGACCUACAUUUUUAUUUUUUCCUCCAUCAUUAAAAUUUCUUCAACGUAUGGUAGAAGAAAAGCCUUCUCCACUUGUAGCUCCCACCUGACCACAGUGUGUGCACAUUAUGGAACACUAAUAAUAGUCUACAUGGCUCCAUCUGAUAAAAGCACAUCCAACACCAACAAAUACAGAUCUCUCUUGUACACAGUAGUGACACCAGUGAUGAAUCCCAUCAUCUACAGCCUGAGGAACCACAAGUUGAGGAGAGCUGUUCAGAAAACAAUGAGUUAUAUCUUUCAAAAUGGUUCGAAAAAAUGA
This is a messenger RNA of Bufo bufo (common toad), 948 nucleotides long. RefSeq names its product olfactory receptor 1-like. Gene Ontology annotation, molecular function: olfactory receptor activity; G protein-coupled receptor activity. Bases 1 to 948 code for a protein of 315 amino acids. Gene Ontology annotation, biological process: G protein-coupled receptor signaling pathway. Gene Ontology annotation, cellular component: membrane. The record is from RefSeq and is a predicted model, not a curated record. Lineage: Eukaryota; Metazoa; Chordata; Amphibia; Anura; Bufonidae. The transcript has a single exon.